AGCCAAAGUUCUCGAAAUGGUGCACUGAAAAUGUGGGUGCCAAAGUAAGUAAGCAGCAUUUUGUAAAACCAGAGCACCCGUAGAACAAGGAUGAUGUUUUAUUUAGGUCUGGGCAACCAGGGUGUACAAAGGAGCUAUUCAGUGGACCUCAACGAGUGUGUUUCCUUCAAACCUGAAGUCUGUUUUGUGUUGGACUGUUGGCUCAGGCCGGGGACAUAAACGUAAGUGAUUGUGAGUAGCUUCAGCCGAAGUGGGGAACGACCACCGUCAUUGAAGUUUGCAGACCAAGCUAUAUCUUCUUGUACGGAGAACACACUGGACGUCGACCACACUGUCCACAGCACUGUCGACAAUUUACUGUGGACCACAGUCACCACACUGUCGACAAGUUACUGUCGACAAGUUACUGUCGACUACCCUUACUGCUGGAGUGUAUAUGCCGAAGACGACCGGUCCCGACAACCCUGGUCGUGCGGGGCGUGGCGGUGACGCCCCCGAUGUGAGGGAGAGCCACGCCUACUCGUUCUCGACAGCUGUAAAUUGGUUUGCAGAGAUGAUGAACGGAGGGCCGGCUCGGCGUAAGGCCGAUGAGAUAGACCCGCGGCGGGACCAGCCGUUCAAAGUCCUGAUCGUCGGGGGCUCCAGCGUCGGCAAGACCUGCAUACUGCGGAGAUUCGUGGACGGGGAAUUUCCUAGCAAGUGCAAAGCCACUUUGGGUUUGGAUUUCAAAAUCCGCUGCGUGCAAGUGGGCGACCGGUUGAUCAAGAUGCAACUAUGGGACACGUCGGGCCAGGAGAGGUUCCGCUCCAUGACCCAAGCCUACUACAGGGGCGCCGCGGGGGUCAUGAUCGUCUAUGACGUCACGGAGGAGACCACGCUACAUGGGCUGACCAGCUGGCUGGAAGAUGUCAAAAAGUAUGCGCCAGAAGAUGUAGAUAUCAUCAUAUUGGGAAACAAAAGUGAUGUAGUUGAACAGCGAGUGGUUUCCAAAGAGGCUGGAGAAGAGUUCGCGAAGAACCAGGGGCUGAAGUUUUUCGAGACCAGUGCGAACGACAACACGAAUAUAAUGGAGGCCUUUGAAGAAAUGGCCGUACUACUGGCGAGCAAAAUCACAGCGACAAGGAAACGAGUCAACAGCAUAGCUAUUACGUCACCAGCAGAAACCAAUGGCGACGCCACCAAACAUGGCGGCCCGGGCCCAGUAAAGCCCAAGUGUGCCUGCUAACACGCAAGGGAGACUUGCAGACUAUUUAUGGACAAACUUAACUUCAUUUGGAACUGCGAAGUUGGAUGAUAAGUGACAAGAACUCCCGGUAAGUUCUGGAAAGGACGCUGGAGAUUGUGAAGAAAACCCUGCCAAUUUGAUGAUGAAGGGGGUUGACUGAAUUGACACGCCCCUUUAGGGAUUCGCUGGAGGACAUGCGAACGUGUGAGGGCGUGUUGUCUAAUGACCUGUUGACCAAAAUGAGGUGACGGAUCGUCCGUCCAUGUUUUGCCCAUAAAUUGGAAUUCUUCAUGACGGCCACUGGUCUUUGAUGUCAUCUACACAAGCGUCUCCAGCGUUGUUCGUAUUCAGAUCAGUUUUCUCUGCGCAUGCGUACACACGGACGACUAUGACUACACAGCGCAUGCGUACAUGCAGACUGACGAAACAGUACUUUUAAAUAUUUGUUUGUGUGGUUGAAGUAACUUGUAAUCCAGCGAAAAAGUUGUGCCGAUUUAUCUUUUGGGGACCACAUGACACAUAAUAAUGUAAGUGUGUAUUAUUACGCCAUUCGGGAAAUUAACACGAAGCUAACUUUCAAGCAGACUUGAAAUAAAUAGUUUCUCAGGUUUUGAAGAAAAUCAUCGGGUUUCGUCGGAGAAAAAAAAUGCACUUUAGAUUAAAUUUGUGCAUGGGAAAGAAGUUGUGGUUGACCGAUUUAUUUUCGUCGGUUUCGGAUCUUUGGUAAAAUUCAAAGAUAUUCCUUUUGGGGGGAAAUAAUUGCCAACAAAUAUUAUGCCAAAAUCAUGCAAUAUUCGUGAAUUUUCUUUGUUAAUGUAAGGUGUGAGUUGUUGAUAUUUUGAAAAAAGCCAUUUGUAUUGGAUAACCAGACAACACCACUGUACAUAGUUCAAGAUGCUGAAGUCCAUAUAAACAAAAUUAACAUAAUUAAUGAUUACCUUAACAUUUCAAUGACAACAAUGCAAUUUUUUAAAAUUUAAUCUUGUAAAUUGUAUAUUUUGUAUCAACGAGACUGUUUUUCAGCAGGAUUAUCAUGAUUAUCUUCGCAAGCGAAAGAGGCCAAUAUUUUUACUUUCUUUUUGUAAAUAAACACGACAAUGAUAAA
This is a messenger RNA of Patiria miniata (bat star), 2330 nucleotides long. Its product is annotated as ras-related protein Rab-13-like. Bases 437 to 1225 code for a protein of 262 amino acids. Gene Ontology annotation, cellular component: trans-Golgi network. NCBI's taxonomy places the organism in Eukaryota, Metazoa, Echinodermata, Asteroidea, Valvatida, Asterinidae. Gene Ontology annotation, molecular function: GTPase activity; GTP binding. The record is from RefSeq and is a predicted model, not a curated record. The transcript has 6 exons.